CUUCCUGCUUUCCGAAGCUCCGCUAGCGCUGCUGCUGCUGCUUGCAGCUCGGUUUUCAUUCCUCAGCAGAGCGGGGAGGCGAAGCGAGGCGGCUGGGCGGAUAUCUUUCGACUGUCUCCUAUACAUUUUAAAACUAGUGCCUGAGCUCCAGCGUCCUUAGGUGCUGCUUUUGCCCGCGAUGCUGCCGCAUUUAGCUUUCCUGCUGCUGGGAGCCUCUUGGACAGCGGGAGCUUUGGAGGUGCCUACUGAUGGAAAUGCUGGCCUGUUGGCAGAACCUCAAGUAGCCAUGUUUUGUGGCAAAUCGAAUAUGCAUAUGAAUGUUCAAAAUGGAAAAUGGGAAUCUGAUCCUUCUGGAACUAAGAGCUGCAUUGCGACAAAAGAAGGGAUUUUACAGUAUUGCCAGCAAGUUUAUCCUGACAUGCAAAUCACAAAUGUUGUUGAAGCUAAUCAACCAGUAACAAUCCAGAACUGGUGCAAGCAGGGAAGGAAGCAGUGUAGGAGUCAUCCAUAUAUUGUUGUUCCAUAUAGGUGCUUGGUUGGAGAAUUUGUGAGUGAUGCCCUUUUAGUGCCAGAUAAGUGCAAGUUCCUUCACCAGGAAAGGAUGGAUAUUUGUGAAACUCACCUGCAUUGGCACACAGUUGCUAAGGAGUCCUGCAGUGAAAAGGGAAUGAAUCUGCACGACUAUGGCAUGCUCUUGCCCUGUGGAAUUGACAAAUUCCGUGGUGUGGAGUUUGUUUGCUGCCUAGUAGCAGAUGAGAGUGACAAUAUUGAUUCAGCUGAGGCCGAGGAAGAUGAUUCUGACGUUUGGUGGGGAGGUGCAGAUGCAGACUAUGCAGAUGGCAGUUAUGACAAAGUAACAGAAGAGCAGCUUACAGAAGGGGAUACUACAGAUGUAGAAGAUGAAAAUACUGAUGAUGAUGAUGACGAAGAUGGUGAUGAAGCUGAAGAAGUUACAGAAGAUCAAUACCAGGAAGCCACUGAAAGAACAACCAGCAUUGCUACUACCACUACCACUACUGAGUCUGUGGAAGAGGUUGUUCGAGAAGUGUGCUCUGAACAAGCUGAGACUGGUCCUUGCCGAGCAAUGAUCUCCCGCUGGUACUUUGAUGUGACUGAAGGAAAAUGUGCCCCAUUCUUUUACGGCGGAUGUGGUGGAAACCGAAACAACUUUGACAAUGGAUACUGCAUGGCAGUCUGUGGCAGUGUCAUACCUACCACAGCUGCCAGCACUCCGGAUGCUGUUGACAAGUACCUAGAAGCACCUGGCGAUGAGAAUGAACAUUCCCAUUUUCAAAAAGCAAAAGAGAGAUUAGAAGCGAAGCAUCGUGAAAGAAUGUCUCAGGUAAACCACAGAUGGGAAGAGGCAGAACAUCAAGCAAAAAAUUUGCCAAAGGCUGAUAAAAAGGCUGUCAUUCAGCAUUUCCAAGAGAAGGUGGAAUCCUUGGAACAAGAAGCUGCAAAUGAGAGACAGCAGCUAGUAGAGACUCACAUGGCCCGAGUUGAAGCCAUGCUCAAUGACCCGCGUGUUGCCUUGGAACACUAUAUUACAGCUUACAGGCAGUGCCCCCUAAGACCUCGACAUGUAUUCAAUAUGCUGAAGAAAUAUGUGCGUGCAGAGCAGAAAGACAGACAACAUACACUGAAACAUUUUGAACAUGUGCGUAUGGUGGACCCUAAGAAAGCAGCACAGAUCAGAUCUCAGGUUAUGACACAUCUACGUGUGACAUAUGAACGUAUGAACCAGUCUCUUUCUGUUCUUUACAAUGUGCCGGCAGUUGCUGAAGAGAUUCAGGAUGAAGUUGAUGAAUUACUUCAGAAAGAGCAAAACUACUCUGAUGAUGUCUUGGCUAAUAUGAUCAGUGAACCCAAGGAUCAGCUAUGGAAAUGAUGACUCCUCAUGCCUUCAUUGACAGAGACUAAAACAGUUGAACGUCUCCCAGUAGCUGGAGAAUUCAGCCUAGAUGAUCUUAAGCUGCAUCCCUUCGCAGUUGAUCCAGUCCCAGGCAAAUACUGAAAUGAAGUUGAGCCAGUUGAUGCCCGUCCAGCUGCAGACAGAGGACUCACCACACGACCAGGUAUAUAAUUGGCCAAUGUUAAGACAGAAGAAACUUCAGAAUUAAAGAUGGAUGCAGAAUACAGACAUGAUUCAGGAUAUGAAGUACAUCAUCAGAAACUGGUAUUCUUUGCUGAAGAUGUAGGUUCAAAUAAAGGUGCCAUCAUUGGACUAAUGGUAGGGGGUGUCGUCAUUGCCACAGUCAUUGUUUUCACUUUAGUGAUGCUAAAGAAGAAACAGUAUACAUCUAUUCAUCAUGGUGUAGUGGAGGUGGAUGCUGCAGUGACACCAGAGGAACGUCACCUUUCUAAGAUGCAACAAAACGGCUACGAAAACCCAACCUAUAAGUUCUUUGAGCAAAUGCAGAACUAGAACACCAUAGCAACCUCAUGAAUUGGACAGCAAAGUGAUUGCUCCACUGCCCAUCGAUGUUCAGCUGAAAGUAAUAUGGAAAUAAGCAAACAAAACAAUGUUUUAUUAUUUACUCAUUAUCGCCUUUUGACAGCUGUGCUGUAACACAAGUAGAUGCCUGAACUUGAAUUAUAAAAUCAGUAAUGUACUCUUUCUUGACAUUUCAGUCUUUACACUACAUUAUUAAUGAAUGUUUUUGUGUACUGUAAAGUUAGCUGUACUUAACUAGUGCAUGAAUAGAUUAUUUCUUGAUUAUUUAUCAUACAGCUCCUUUAGCCAGUUGUAUAUUAUUCUUGUGAUUUGUGAUGAACAAAAAAAUUAAGUCCUAAUUGAAAUAUACUUUAAGAAUUGAUGAGGGAUGCUUUUUGUGUAUGUGGGAUUGAGCUGCUUCUCUUCGCCAAGUUUUCCUUUUUCUGCUUACUAUGCAUUUUAAAGACAAAAUGUUUUGGAAUUUUUUUUAGAAAGUAUUCCAGAUGAAUUAUUUUCCUCUGCAGUUGCAUUUUAUUGUACAGAUUGUUGCUUCUGCUGCACUAGUGAUGUAGAAAAUCAUGGGAAUACACAUUUGUUUCUUUGUGCCUGUUUUAUGUGCACACCUUUAGGCAUUGAAGGAGUAAAGUUUUUUUGCCAUGUAUCUUUUCAUCUAAAAAAGAAAGAAGGAAGGAAAAGAAAAAAUAUCAUCUGUUAAAUCAUGAGCACUUUUAUACCAGGGCAGGGUGAAGGGGAAGGAUGGGAGAAAUGCCUGCUGGUUUAAAAAAAAUAUAGGGAACCUACAAAUGUUUCUGCAGGAUAAUAUACAGAAUUGUUGCUUAUGAAUUGAUAGCUUUCUAUACUGUGUUACAUAAAUAAAUUACAAAUAAGACUAUCGGGCAAGAGUUUUACUUGGAUUGAGAAAUUACCUUUGGGAGGAAUAAUUUUAAUAAUGACCAUCAAGUGGGAGGGUGGGGGGUUAGGUUUUUUUUUCUUCUGCAAAAAGACAUGAUCAUAUACUUUCUUCUUCUUAAAUACAAUAGAUUAAACUAGCAGUGGGUGAGAGGGUGUUUGCCUUGGCAUGCCUUCCCUCCAAAAUGUCUUUUUUCAGUUUGUAUAAUAGUGUUUUAAUGUAAAUAAUACAUUCCUGGAGGAGUCUUAUUGUAUUAGUGUGAUUCUCUGAUAACUGUGCUAUAUUACUUGCUUGAACACUUUGUUCCAUGAAGAAUGCUCCUGGUAAGCACCAAAUUUGGGAAGCUGAUCCUCACAAGAUCUUUAAUGUUGUAUAUCCAAGUGAGCUCAGUGUGAUUUACUUUUAGAUUACUGAAAUCUUAUCAAACUUUUCAAGGCUGAUAAUCUUCUGGUAAUGAGGAUAUUUAAGGAAGCAAUAGAUUAACUUUUCAAGAAACAUGCUUUAAUUUUUGUAAAUAACUGACAAGAGAGGCGGCUGCAUUCUGGUAUGCAGGAAAGGAUGUAAUUUUAGUCAAAAAGCUCCUGGUUCACUGGAUUAACAUAUAUUCUAUGGUAAUAAGGGCACACAGAUUUUGCAGUCUUAUGAUAUGCUCAGCCCCUGCCUUUUCACAGCCACCGAUUAUCCUUGCCAUUGAGCUAUCCAGAAAGAAAACCCCAAGAGUAUUUUUUUACCUAGCUUCCAUUGUCAUGUUAUUUUCUUCUGUAUAGUCAGGAAUAUAUAGAAUUAUAGAUUUUGUUUUCCUUAAAUGUAUACUUAUAUAUACAAAUGCAGUUCUCAAACUACACAGCAUCAAAAGCAACGGAAAGAAACUAAUUCAAUUUGCAGCAUUUGAGCCAAAAUGCUUGAUACCAUAAUUUGGGGGAGUGGGGGGCAUUUAUAGGAUGACCUUCUCUGUCUCUCAGUUAUUACAAUUACAAAGAUUGAACUUACAUAUUAAUUUAUAUUUUCUAUAUAUUGAAGUUAAUAUUAAAAGUCUACUAUUUGGAUUAAUACUAAUCACUAAGUAUACAAGGUGUGUAAUAAGAACAUUUUAUCACAUUAACUAAAUGCAUUUUACAAAAAAGCCUAUUAUUUGUCCAACAAGGAAUUGUUUUAAGCAUAUGUUUUUGUAACAAUAUGUAAAAGCCAUUUUUAGUUUGAACAGUUUCAUGUUUUUAAUCUAGUGCAUCUAGGGCAUUUAUUGUUUAUAGAGCAAUAUUGUUGUAAAAGAAAGUUUCCAAUUAAAACAAUCAUAAGAAAAACCUUGCUGCUAGUUUUGAAACUAAUGUAGAUCAAGGACCCAAAUCUAUUUAUUAUUGACAACAAAACUAAAGCAAUCAGUAUCAUAGUUCCAGAAUGUUUAGGGUGCAGACCUUUAAAAACUAUGAAUAAUUCAUACUUGGACAUAAAACCAAAACUGCUGUGUAAAAUUUUAUUUUAUUUUUUUACUUUUACUGUAUUGACAAUUUUAUGCACAAAUAUUUUAGCGUAAAAAUAGAAAAUAAUUGUUUCAUGUAAAAUUACCAAAACAUUCAACACAAAGGAAAUACAUAAUUUUAGAGCACGUCCUUGAAGAGUAAAAAUGUAUGCAAACCCUCUAUUUUACAAAAAUUUGGGAAUAUACGAUCUAUAUUAUUCUUCUGACAGCCACACAAUGCCAUUUCACAUAUAAUAUUCCAUACCCUUGUACUGAAGACCUCAAAUUAGUCACAGAUUGUCCCUCACAAGAAAUACAACAAAAUAUUUCUAACUUAUUUUAUCCUUUCCGUGGUUCUGUUAUAAGCAAGGCUUAACAUACAUCAGCACUAUAAACUGGAACAAAUGUUAACAAGUGCAGCAAACUUCUAAAAGAAAUACAAUGAA
Molecule: messenger RNA, 5246 nt
Organism: Thamnophis elegans (Western terrestrial garter snake)
Lineage: Eukaryota; Metazoa; Chordata; Lepidosauria; Squamata; Natricidae
Gene: APP
Product: amyloid beta precursor protein
Biological process (GO): axonogenesis; central nervous system development
Cellular component (GO): cell surface; plasma membrane; membrane raft
Molecular function (GO): signaling receptor binding; signaling receptor activator activity; transition metal ion binding
Source: RefSeq, a predicted model, not a curated record